This is a messenger RNA of Trichomonas vaginalis G3, 609 nucleotides long. RefSeq names its product glucokinase protein. Gene Ontology annotation, biological process: glucose 6-phosphate metabolic process; glycolytic process. Gene Ontology annotation, molecular function: ATP binding; D-glucose binding; glucokinase activity. Lineage: Eukaryota; Parabasalia; Trichomonadida; Trichomonadidae. The coding region runs from base 1 to 609 and encodes 202 amino acids. The transcript has a single exon. The record is from RefSeq and is a predicted model, not a curated record.
AUGGGAUCUGGCCUCGGUGCUGCUCUUGUUGUCAGAACACCACUCCUCAAGAACCCAUUAGUUCUUCCAACAGAACUCGGACACGUUCAAAUUGCUCCAAACAUGAAGGAACACAAGAACUUCCAAGAGGAGAGAGAACUCAUCCAACACAUCUCCAACCAUUACUACAAUGGUCAGCUCGACCCAGAAUACGAAGAUAUCUGCUCUGGCCGUGGUCUUCCAUUAGCUUACCAGUUCUACCACCAGAAGAAGACGGGAGAACUUCUUCCACUCGAACAAAUUGAUGCUGGCGAAGUUGCUAAGAAGGCUAUCGCCGGUGAGGAAGAUGCUCAUCUUGCUCUCAAGGCCCACUACAUCUUCUAUCUCAGAGCUGCCAAGGCUAUCGCCACAUCUCUUUCUUGCGAAUCAUGCGUUCUUUCCCUCGAUAACCAGGUUAAGAACCACGCAUUCGUUAUGAAGAUCAUGAAAGAACUCGAAGAGGAAUUCUACGAAUUCAUCAGACCAGACUGGAUGAAUGGACUUCGUGUUUACAGCCAGAAGGCAAUUCGUAACUUCAAUAUCCUCGGAACAGAUUAUAUGGCUCAUGCUAUUGCCAAUAAGCCAGAAUAA